Molecule: messenger RNA, 3083 nt
Organism: Polyodon spathula (Mississippi paddlefish)
Lineage: Eukaryota; Metazoa; Chordata; Actinopteri; Acipenseriformes; Polyodontidae
Product: pyruvate dehydrogenase (acetyl-transferring) kinase isozyme 2, mitochondrial-like
Exons: 11
Coding region: 139-1368 (409 amino acids)
Biological process (GO): protein phosphorylation; regulation of glucose metabolic process
Cellular component (GO): mitochondrion
Molecular function (GO): pyruvate dehydrogenase (acetyl-transferring) kinase activity
Source: RefSeq, a predicted model, not a curated record
UUCAGAACACAUAGCUGCGUACAGUCUUCGAAGCAGGGCUGGUGUCGACAAAAACACCGAGUCAAAUCUUCAGUUGAAUUCGGAUCAUCGUUAUUUGUUGGCCAUAGAUGCAAUUAAUUCCUAACGUGCAUCUUUACAAUGAAGUUCGUCAGGUUUCUAAUGAAAAAUUCUGCAUUAGCCAAUGCACCAAAACAUAUUGACCAUUUUUCGAAAUUCUCACCGUCGCCUCUUUCUAUAAAGCAGUUCUUGGAUUUUGGCUCCACAAAUGCAUGUGAGAAGACUUCCUUUGCCUUCUUGAGACAGGAGCUUCCGGUGCGGCUGUCAAACAUCAUGAAAGAGAUCAAUCUUUUACCCGAUCGGCUAAUCAGCACCCCGUCUGUGCUGAUGUUGCAGAGCUGGUACAUGCAGAGUUUGUUAGAUAUCUUGAACUUUCUUGACAAGAGUCCUGAUGACCACAGCGCACUAAGAGAUUUCACAGAGGCCCUGGUUAAGAUCAGGAACAGACACAAUGACGUGGUGCCCACCAUGGCACAGGGGGUGAUUGAGUACAAAGAGGCGUUUGGGCAGGACCCCGUCACAAGUCAAAACGUGCAGUACUUCCUCAACCGUUUCUACAUGAGCCGCAUCUCCAUUCGUAUGCUCAUCAACCAGCACACUCUAAUCUUUGACGGUACAACAAACCCAGCUCACCCCAACACCAUUGGGAGCAUUGACCCAAGCUGUGAAGUGGCAGAGGUGGUUAGAGAUGCUUAUGAAAGCGCCAAGAUGCUCUGUGAUCAGUACUACCUGGGGUCUCCCAAACUAGAAAUUGAAGAAAUUAAUUCUAACUGUCAGAAAGAGACAAUUAGCAUGGUGUACGUGCCAUCUCAUCUAUACCACAUGCUGUUCGAGCUCUUCAAGAAUGCCAUGAGAGCUACAGUGGAGACCCAUGAAUCUAGCCCCUCCCUUCCUCCAAUCAAAGUCAUGGUGGCACUCGGGGGUGAAGACCUCUCUAUUAAGAUGAGCGAUCGAGGUGGUGGUGUCCCUUUGCGUAAGAUUGAGAGGCUCUUCAGCUACAUGUAUUCCACAGCACCUACCCCACAGAUCGGCGAUUUCCAGCAAACCCCUCUGGCUGGUUUUGGAUAUGGACUUCCUAUCUCGAGACUCUAUGCACGGUAUUUCCAGGGAGACCUUCAGCUGUACUCAAUGGAGGGGUACGGCACAGACGCUGUCAUCUAUUUGAAGGCUUUAUCAACCGAUUCUAUUGAGAAGUUGCCCGUCUACAAUAAAUCUGCCUGGAGACACUACAAAGUGAGCCAGGAAGCGGAUGACUGGUGUGUCCCUAGCAAAGAACCCCUAAAUCUGGCUGUCUACCGGGCUUCAAAGUGAGCAGAGAAUUUACCAGGCCUGGUAACCUUGGAAACUGAACUGUCAACUUGAAGAACAUAGAGGAGGAAAACAGAACUAUCAUUUAACCUAUGGGGGAAGAAAGGAAUCAGGGCCCUGUCACUGUAGUAACAGUGAAAACCACAGAUUAACCCAACUUAUAAAAAGUAGCUUGGAGAGCUACACCAGAGUUGGACACUGCCCUCACAUUCACAAGGUCAAUACAUUUGAGAGUGUUGAAAGAAGCAGCCUUUUGUAAAAAGGACACGUAUAAGACAUUGGGAUUGUCAUUUUCCUUUUUUCAGUACUGUGUUUUUAUACCUCAUUUGGUUUCCAGUAUAUUAUAAUUAAUUGUGUGUGCCUCAGUUUUGGUUAUCAAUAUAUACAGUAGACCCCCAGAGUUACGAACACCAAACCUACAAACUGAACGCUCUACCGAACACCCCACUUUCAACCGGAAGUAUGCAAUCACUCAACCAUGCAUGCAAUGCAACCUGACAGGCGCUCCUAUAAGCGCCGUGCUGGUCACAGAGAAUGCAAAAUUUGUGUUACCAACAAAUGUAUCUAGAGAGGUGAGGCAGAUUUCAACAUUUUAGUUUUAAACAAAGCACAGUUUUUUUUUUUUUUCCAAGCCAAAUGAGCCAAGCUGGACGAAUGCAUUCAUGGAUGUUUCAAUCUGUGUUUUUGCUACAGUUACGAUUUCAAUGAGAACUUAAAUGUGGCCUUUUUUCAAUUUAUAGUACUGUUUUAAAGACUUUAGAACCACAGCAAUAUGAGUAUUGUAUUACUGUACUGUAUUUGUAGUAUUCGCCAGAUUGAGGGUGUAGAUAGCAGGUGUGCACAUUUAUUAAAACCACUGACUUACGUCGAGCAGGGGAAAAACAAAACCGAGAAAAACGUGAAGGCUUUGGCCAGGGGUGUGAGAGCCAGAGAAAAAGGGUGUGGCCCAGAACUUAAAUAGGGAGAUUUGGGUGGGGCAGAACAGGGGGGAGCCAUAGCCCCUGCCCCCUGAACAACACUUUAAGGUUACAAUAUUUAUUUGUAGAAUUGAGUUGCUUGGGAGUUUGCAAAAGUGAGAUUCUCUAGUUGCCAAAUACCUACACGACCUCAGUAACUGGCCAGUAUUGACCCACGAAAGCAUAGCACUUUGUUGCAGCUCAGAAGUGAUGCUAGAUUUUGCCUGUGUAGUUUUAUUUAUUUUGGAUAUUGAGCUAUGCAGCCUUAUCUCCAAAUACCUAGAAAUCAAGCAGUUCAGAAUCGUCUAUGCUGUCAUAUCGGGGUAGGUUUAAUAGCGACAGCCUGACUUCAGUACCCAGUGUAAUUUUACUAUUGUUAGUAAAACUCUAACAAGCAGCCAUGUUUUCUUCUUUUCAUUAAAUGUAUGAGAUGCUGGAAAAUAAUUUUAAGUGGAUUUAUGUUUCUCCAAUAAUGAGUUAAUUUUCCAAGUACUUAUUAGCUAAAUGCAGGUGCUGCUGUGGAAUCUUUACUUUCAUGAGGGUAGGGGUCUUUCUGAUUUCCUCAUUCCAGAAAGACAUGAACGGCAUUCACUCUGUUGGCUACUCUAUAGUGUGUUUUAUGGAAAGAGCAUGUCAGAGACUGUUCUGAGGUCCUAAUAGCAUUCUAAAGAAUUCAGUGUUGUUUGUUCUUUAAGAAAGUGUUUCUGUAUGUUUCCAUUUGAUUUUGAAGCUCAAUAAAUGCAUACUGAUGCACAAUAAAAA